AUGGAUGAUGAUGAUGAUGGUGAUAGAGUUGAAGAGGAACAGGAGGCAACAGACCAGAUUGAUGCCGAUGAUGUUGAUAACACUCCAACCACAACUACAACUACAACUACAACUACCUCGGUAGAAGAACCAAUGUUGAUAGAUGAUGACAGUGAUGUUACCAACACAACUACAACAUCAACAACAACUACAACUUCAACAUCAACAACAGAGACAACAUCAACAGUAGUGGAAGGUGAUGAUAAUGAUGAUGAUGAUGAACUCACAGAUAAUGGGAUAAUAGUUGACUUUACAACACAAUAUACACAAUCACAACGUAUCAAACAAUACAUCACAAAUGGCAAGCAAUGUCACUCAUACUAUGAUAGGAUGCAGGCAUUGUUGGCAAAAGAGACGGAUAAUGGCAACAGUAUAGAGAGUGUAAUACGCUCACGUCUAACAGAUGAACUAAAGAAGAACAUUGUUACAUUAAACCAAGAUAUAAAUCAACUUCAGAACGAUAUAAAGACACUUAGAGAGUCUAAUGACGAUACACCAUCGACACCAUUCAGUGGAACACAUGCAAGUGAGUCAGAGGACCAUCUGCCUUCACCAUCGAUUAUAAAGACACCAAUGACUCCAUUGGUAAAGAGUGAACCACAGUCGAUACCAAGCACACCAGUGUCCUCGGUGGAGGACGAGGAAGCGCGUCGCGAGGAGGACAUCAAACGCUUCCGCAAGACGAUAAUGGUGUCGCUGGCCAAGGCCUUAAAGUCGAUCAACUCACAUCGCUACGCGCCAAUCUUUGACCAUCCAAUCACACGCGAUGAAGCACCUGACUAUGACCGUGUGAUCAAACAUCGCAUGGACUUGGCGACGCUCAAGAAGUACCUGGACGAGGGUCGCUAUCAGAACUGUGGCGAGUUCAACAACGACCUGAUGCUCAUCUUUAACAAUGCAUGCGAGUACAACGAGGUCAACUCUGAGAUUUACAACUGCGCCGUGUCCAUGCGCAAGUACGCUGAGCGUGAGAUGGAGAUAGUGUUCACCGAGGAGAUGGUCUCCAACCCGGUGGCAUCACUACGAGGCAGUCGCUCGUCUGUGGCGCCCUCACCAAUCAUUCGUGGACGCAAGACACGUGCUGGAUCCACACCCAUGCGAUCAGAUCCCACGACACCAGUGAACGAGUCCGAGGAGGAGGUGGUCAAUGAAGAGUCGCCCUCGCCUCAAACACCAUCACAGGCCACGGCCAAGCCCAAGGGACGUGGUCGUGGUCGCGUGGCCAAGCAGCCAGCCACGCCUCAGGAGGUGGUCGUGGCGGCGCCCAAUAAGAAGAUAAUCAAACGACAAAAGACUAGUCGAGUGGACGAGCGAUCAACUGCAUCGUCUGACGAAAGCUAA
Acytostelium subglobosum LB1 is the source of this 1380-nucleotide messenger RNA. RefSeq lists its product as hypothetical. The transcript has 4 exons. Gene Ontology annotation, cellular component: NuA4 histone acetyltransferase complex. NCBI's taxonomy places the organism in Eukaryota, Evosea, Eumycetozoa, Acytosteliales, Acytosteliaceae. Gene Ontology annotation, molecular function: protein binding. The coding region runs from base 1 to 1380 and encodes 459 amino acids. The record is from RefSeq and is a predicted model, not a curated record.